AUGUCUGAUCGUCGCGCGGAGGGCUCAGAACCACCCGCAAAGCGACGGAAGGUCAGGAAGGGUACCCGGAGCUGCUGGGAAUGUAAGAGGCGGAAGAUCAAAUGUCAGUUCGACGCCCCAGACGAUGCCGUGUGUAUCGGUUGCAAGCAGCGAGGGACCAUCUGUCGCAGUCAGGAAUAUGACGACGAGAACGCCCCCGAGCCGGGCCAGAAGUCAGACCCGCCUCUGGCCAGGCGCCUCGACCGUCUCGAGCAGAUGAUGGAGCGCAUCGUCGACAAGAUCUCUGUUCACCGACGGGGACCCUCAGAGUCUGGACAUAUCCCGACGCCAGCCAUGACUUCCAUCGAGUCCUCUACUCCUACCCUUCCGACUACCGCAGCGAGCCAGGGGCCGGCUUCGAGACCGGCGACAAGUGCUGGACCCCAGCUUCUUCCGCCUCUAAACCAGCACUACUGGGUCUGCAACUCGCUGCGGAGCGUCGUGCCGCCGCAGGCUGUCGUCGACGCGAUCAUCUCAGCCAGCCCGGGCGCGCUCUACGCCGUGUCUAUGUGCUAUAGCGAUGCCGAGAGGUGUGCAGGCAGGGCAGAGACGACAGCUUCUCUUGCAGUCAGCCCUCCCAUGACCGCCCACGCGCUCAUCCUCGCCAAGAGAGCUCUACAGAUUCUCAUCUGCGUUCAGCAACUCCCACCCGCUUACGACUGGGAUGCACUUGGGCCGAGUGCUCCCAUCACCGACACGAUGAGCCGACUGCUCAACGGGGCGACGCUCGUCACGUCUAACGAUGAGCUGAUGGGGUAUGCCGAAGGAAUAGAGUGCCUUCUCUUGCAGGCUUCUUACCAAGCGAACUGCGGCAACCUGCGCAGAGCCUGGAUCACCACGCGGCGAGCUCUGGGCCUCGCUCAGAUGAUGGGGCUUGAUAAGAAGCAUACAGCAGCGUUCAGGUCAUGCGAUCCGAGCACCAGCCCGGCGCGUAGAACGUCCCCUCAUGUACUUUGGGUCAAAGUCGUGUCUUGGGAUCGAUAUUUGUCCCUCCUCCUCGGCCUCUCAUUGGGCAGCCGAGGCAACGAGUUUGGCUCGGAGAAGGCAUCGGAGGAGGACACUCCCAUCGACCGACUCGAGAAGGCACACAGCCUCAUCUCUGAGCGUAUCAGUGAGCGAAAUGACAAACAUCAGAGGGACCCGUCUAGACAUCAGAGCAUCUAUGCGCUCACCCAGGACAUCGACCUCGAGCUCGAGGCCGCGGCGAGCGCAAUGCCUCCGGGCUGGUGGGACGAACCACGCCUCGACCCUUUCGCCUCCCAAGUGUCAAUGUGGGAUGCGACUGCAAAAGUCCUUUUCCAGAUUCAUCAUUUCACCCUAGUCCUCCUGCUUCACGUGCCCUACAUGCUUCGAGAUCUCGCGUCCCCACGGUACGAUUAUUCCAAGACAACCUGUGUGGCGACCGCACGCGACCUGCUCUCCCGCUUCUUUUCGUUUCGCACUCAUAAUGUGUCGGCUUACAGCUGCAGGCGGGUCGACUACGCCGGUCUCAUCGCAGCGAUGACCUUGUGCCUCUCAUAUCUGGGCAGGCGAAGGACCGAGACUUGGGUGCGAUCUAGGCUCAGCGAUGAUAGUGAGCUGAUCGAGCUGACUAGGAGGCGGAUGGAGCAUGUCGCGCGCGUGAAUGGAGACCGGCUCAGUAAAGAGGCGGUCGGCAUCAUUGGACAGCUAGCUCCCAUCAUUCAGAAGGCGACUGCAGCCCUUCAAGGACCCACAGAGGCCGAAGCACCACCAAGCCCAGAGGCCGUCGCCAAAGACCUGCAAUUCAACAUACCCUACCUGGGCUCUGUCAACAUCAAGAUACCCGGAAGCACUACAUAUUCGUAUACUGCGGACUGGCACGGCCAUCGCCGGCACCCCUCGUCCGCGACCAGUGCACUGGACAGGAUGGCGCUCUCUCCUACACAGCAGCAGGUGUCCGCAUCCCUCGAGGCGCCUCAGUCGUCUUUCUCUGACAUCGGCUUCAUGCAAUUUGCGCAGUAUGACAAUCAGUUGCCCUUUGGCACCGGGCCGAGUCUGGGCGCAGAGCCAGACUUCAUGGCGGGGGCUGAUGACUGGGCGCUACAAGGUGUGGAUGCGGCAUACUGGUCGCUCUUUGAAGGAAUCAUGUAA
Messenger RNA from Cryphonectria parasitica EP155, 2151 nucleotides. RefSeq lists its product as uncharacterized. Bases 1 to 2151 code for a protein of 716 amino acids. The transcript has 3 exons. Gene Ontology annotation, molecular function: DNA binding; zinc ion binding; DNA-binding transcription factor activity, RNA polymerase II-specific. The record is from RefSeq and is a predicted model, not a curated record. Gene Ontology annotation, biological process: regulation of DNA-templated transcription; DNA-templated transcription. Lineage: Eukaryota; Fungi; Ascomycota; Sordariomycetes; Diaporthales; Cryphonectriaceae.